Messenger RNA from Trypanosoma theileri, 1170 nucleotides. RefSeq lists its product as uncharacterized. Lineage: Eukaryota; Euglenozoa; Kinetoplastea; Trypanosomatida; Trypanosomatidae. The coding region runs from base 1 to 1170 and encodes 389 amino acids. The record is from RefSeq and is a predicted model, not a curated record. The transcript has a single exon.
AUGGUGCAUCUUACGCUUGAGCCCACAAAAUGGGCUGAUGCCAUAGAAUCGUCCCCCGAAUCUCUUUUUUCUCAUGAGUCAGCAAAAAAUGUUGAAACUGUAUUGUCUAAGGCAUCUACUAGAAGGCACCAAAAGGCGUUACUGAAGGCAGUUGAACCCUUUAUGGAAAAAAUGAUUGAAGACCCCGUCGGUAUAUCAAUUUUAAUUUCUCUUGUGAGCUAUGGUACAAUUGCAACUGUUGACGCUGUUACAGGAGUGGUUCUGCAUUCAUGUGAUAAAAUUCUUAAGUCUCAGAGUUCCCCAGGAAAGACCUGUGAUGGACCAUUAGGAACUUUACUUGAGCGUAUUGUUUACCGUGAAGAUUGUACUGAAGAGAAUAGAAUGAAUUUGGUCACCGCCUUAAAAACGCUUGAUCAUUCUUUGUUGAUGGGUAAUUCUGUACUACUAUUGGCCGUUGCCCGUUUAAUUAUAAUUGACAGAGAUUUUGCUUUGUCUAUCUGCUCUGACCCUAAUGCAAAAAAAUCGUUUCUUCAACUUGCUUCAUCGGGUUCAAAAAAGAAAGUUGUUCUGAGUUUCUGUGAGUUUCUACUUGCUGGUCUUGAAUCAAAAGAUCUGCAGCUAAUUGAUUUAUGUUCUAGCUUUGUAUUUACUGCUCUUUCAGAUUUAUUUGCGGUGAAUUCUAAUAUGCGUCCAAGCAAGGAGAUUACACUGCUUUUGGCUUCACAUGGAAACAAUUUUGUUCUUCAGGAAAUGACAAAGGCUAUGCUUUCCUGGUCAGAUAUAUGUGAUCGUGCAAAGACUGAAGACUACGCCAAGAUAUUGGCUUUUCUUUUGGCAAGGUUGCAUGAUGCAAAUGACGGAAUUCGAUUAAUUAAAAAAUUGUUUAAAACACAAAAUGAUGUUGAUGAAAAAUUGGCAUCAAGGAAGGUUUCUCAUCUUCAGUUGCUCGCUGCUGUUGCGGAAAAACCAGUGUACGUGGAGGCCCUGACAAAAGCACUGGGUAAUUCCCAAGAGAAAAAACUUAUUGGCGCAGUAGCACGAUACAGAAAUGCCACAAAACCAAGAGCACUCGCAACUAAAGAGGUUCUCCUUCAAAGACUUGAAAAAAUACGCACAGACUCAGGUAUCAAUAAUAAGACGAGUAACACACUAAAAAGAGGACGUGAGUAA